Messenger RNA from Ctenocephalides felis (cat flea), 522 nucleotides. RefSeq names its product 39S ribosomal protein L27, mitochondrial-like. The record is from RefSeq and is a predicted model, not a curated record. Bases 56 to 496 code for a protein of 146 amino acids. Gene Ontology annotation, molecular function: structural constituent of ribosome. The transcript is spliced from 3 exons. Gene Ontology annotation, cellular component: ribosome; mitochondrial large ribosomal subunit. Lineage: Eukaryota; Metazoa; Arthropoda; Insecta; Siphonaptera; Pulicidae. Gene Ontology annotation, biological process: translation.
UUUAGUCGUGUUCUAACCUCAAAUUUUUUCUCUUUAUUUAUUUCCAUCGUUAAAUAUGUCAAUAUUAAUCAAAAGUUUAAAUCAAACAUCUAGAUUAGUUUCUCCACAUGCUGCUGCAAUUAAUGCAGUUUACAUAAGAGAAGCUAGUAAGAAAACUGGAGGUAGUACUAGAAAUCAAAAGGGUCACGCAAGGCCAAAACAUCGUGGAUGGAAGGUUCAAGAUGGGCAUACAGUCACAGCAGGAACUUUAUUAGCGACACAACUAACACUGAGAUUUCAUCCUGGCUUAAAUGUUGGACUAGGUAAAAAUGGAACAUUAUUUGCAAUGGAACAUGGCAAAGUUCUUGUAACAUGUGAAAAAUUUGAUCCGAAUUGGGAACACACUUGGGUUCAAAGAAUCUAUGCUGAACGAAGAGGAACAACAAUUUAUAAAAAAUACUUUCAUGUGAUACCUGAGCCACAGCAUAAUAGGUUUAAGUUAGUUGAUUCAAUAUAGAAAUGAUUUAAUUAUUAUUUGUAGUU